Molecule: messenger RNA, 411 nt
Organism: Drechmeria coniospora
Lineage: Eukaryota; Fungi; Ascomycota; Sordariomycetes; Hypocreales; Ophiocordycipitaceae
Exons: 1
Coding region: 1-411 (136 amino acids)
Source: RefSeq, a predicted model, not a curated record
AUGACGACGGCAACGUCAACGACGACAGCUACGACGACUACAACGAUAGUUGCAACAACGAUAGCUACAACGAUAGCUACAACGACAGUUGUAACAACGGCAACGACGACAGCUACAGGAACGAUAGCUACAACGACAACGACAGAGACAGUUAUAACGACUAUAGCUACAACGACAACGACAACGACAACGACAACGACAACGACAGUUAAUGAGAAGGACAGCUACAACGACAGCUACAGCAACGACAAAGACAACGACAAAGACAACGACAGCAACAACGACAACGACAGCUAUAACGACAACGACACCAACGACAGCUACGACGACAGCGACGACGACAAUGACAACCUGGACCAGCAUCAAGCCUCAAAACAGAGACUCAAAGCAGAAAUAUGCACAAGUACGUGA